Messenger RNA from Abrus precatorius (Indian licorice), 2086 nucleotides. RefSeq names its product pentatricopeptide repeat-containing protein At4g22760. Gene Ontology annotation, biological process: RNA modification. Gene Ontology annotation, molecular function: protein binding; RNA binding. The record is from RefSeq and is a predicted model, not a curated record. The transcript has a single exon. Lineage: Eukaryota; Viridiplantae; Streptophyta; Magnoliopsida; Fabales; Fabaceae. Bases 92 to 1831 code for a protein of 579 amino acids.
ACAUUGCAGCAACAAAUGAGGUUUUUUCAAAGACCGUUAUUUGUUGAUUACAUUGAGAAUUUGAGAAAACCGCAAAAUAGAAAAAGCUUAAAUGGUAGCUACAAAAUUGAUGACAUUGAUGAACAAGUGUUCAACUGUGAAUCACGCAAAACAAAUCCAUGCCCACAUCUUGAUCAAUGGUCUUUCCCAUCUUCAACCCAACUUCAUACAUCAUAUCCUUCUCUGGGAUAUCACUAACUACAAAACUAUGGCUCACUAUGCCCACCUAAUUCUUCUCCAUCUGACCAAUCCAGAUUCCUUCUCGUGGGGUUGUGUGAUUAGAUUCUUCUCUCAGAAGGGUCUAUUCACAGAAGCUGUUUCUCUCUAUGUUCAAAUGCAUGGGAUGGGGUUGUGUCCAACUUCAUGUGCUAUGUCCUCUGCACUCAAAUCGUGUGGUAGACUUGAGGACAAGUUGGCUGGUGUAUCAAUUCAUGGGCAAGCUCAUGUGUUUGGAUAUAGUGCGUGUGUUUAUGUACAAACGGCCCUUGUUUAUUUAUAUUCCAAAAUGGGUGAUAUGGGGACUGCUCGGAAGGUGUUCGAUGAAAUGACUGAGAGAAGUGUGGUUUCUUGGAAUUCUUUGUUAUCUGGAUAUCUAAAAGCUGGUAACUUGGAUGAGGCUCAAGAUUUUUUCAAUGAGAUUCCCAGGAAGGAUGUCGUAUCUUGGAACUCUAUGGUUUCUGGAUAUGCCAAAGCAGCAAAUAUGGAUCAUGCCUGUUCUUUGUUUCGGCAAAUGCCAGAGAGAAACCUGGCCUCAUGGAAUGCAAUGGUUGCUGGUUACAUUGAUUGUGGAAGCAUAAUGUCAGCAAGAGAAUUUUUUGAUGUAAUGCCCAGACGAAACAGUGUCUCUUGGAUGACAAUGAUUGCUGGGUAUGCAAAGAGUGGGGAUGUUGAAUCUGCACGUAUGCUCUUUGACCAGAUGGAUCACAAAGAUUUGCUCUCAUAUAAUGCUAUGAUAGCUUGUUAUGCUCAAAAUAGCAGACCCAAGGAAGCCCUUGAACUAUUUAAGGAUAUGCUCAAUCCGGAUAUCUAUGUACAUCCAGAUAAAAUGACUUUGACUAGUGUUAUAUCAGCAUGUUCGCAACUGUGGGAUCUGGAACAUUGGUGCUGGAUUGAGUCACACAUGACUGACUUUGGAAUUGUGUUGGAUGAUCAUUUGGCUACUGCUUUAAUUGACUUGUAUGCAAAGUGUGGAAACAUUAACAAGGCAUAUGAGAUAUUCCAUGGCCUGAGAAAGAGGGAUUUGGUUGCGUAUUCUGCAAUGAUCUAUGGGUGCGGAAUAAAUGGAAGGGCUUCUGAUGCAAUCAAGUUAUUUGAACAGAUGCUUGCAGAACUUAUUGCUCCUAAUUUAGUCACCUACACUGGACUCCUUACUGCCUAUAAUCAUGCUGGAUUGGUUGAAGAAGGUUACCAGUACUUCAACUCCAUGAAGGACUAUGGACUUGUGCCUUCGGUUGAUCAUUAUGGAAUUAUGGUUGAUCUUUUGGGAAGGGCAGGAUAUCUGGAUGAAGCAUAUAAGCUUAUCAUAAAUAUGCCGACACAACCAAAUGCUGGUGUUUGGGGAGCUUUGCUUCUCGCCUGCAGAUUACAUGAUAAUGUGGAGCUUGGGGAAAUAGCUGUCCAGCAUUGCAUUAAGCUGGAGAGUAACAUAGCAGGUUAUUGUUCUCUUCUUUCUAGCAUAUACGCUACUCUUGGAAAAUGGGAUGAUGCCAAGAAGUUGAGAGCGGGUGUGGAAGGAAAGAAAAUCAUCAAGAUACCUGGAUGUAGUUGGACAAGUAAUUUAACCCAUCCAUGAUUUGGGAAAAUAAGGCACACACAACAUACUAUAACUAGUGCUCAUAUUGCCUUGCCUUUAAUUUGUACACGGCAUGUUUGAGUGAUGGAAUGUUAGCAAUGCAACAGUGAUAGUAGCUGCUGAGGAAGGUGAUUUAGCCAGCAAUUCAAUGUCAUAAAUCAUAAGUGUCCAAUAUGUUUGAGGGAUCUCAAGCUCUUGGUUCUAUAGGUGUUUAGCUGAUGGCUAUUUAGAUUCUUCAUUGGAUAUGCAGAGAAA